AUGGGCUGCAAUGUUUCUAGCAGGGUCGCUGUCGCACAGCUGUCUUCUGAGGAGCUACAGAACCACCAGGAAGCCAAAAGCCAGACUAAAAUUGACAGCAUUGCUGGAAGAGAGGUUGUUCCCUCGCAGGAUGGGGCAGCUUGGCGAACAGGCACUUCAAAGGAUGGAGACAAACUCGAAGAUGAGAUCAGUGAGGGAGAUUCCCCUGAGGAACUACCAGAAAGAUUUACACCAUCUCAGAAAAGCAGCAAUGCACAAAGCACAGAUGUGCUACUCACCAGCGAGUUCAUCAGUAAAUCAUGGCCCUUAGAGGAAAGAGAGAGGCAAAAAUCAUCAGACAUUCUUGAGGAGCUGAGGAUGCAGGGAAUAAUCAAGAGCCAAAGUACAACUGCCAGGACUGGAGAAGUGUACGACAACAAGAGAGAUUCCCUGGAAAAGACACUGAAGAAACCACCAACUAGGCUGGAAAAUAUUCAGUUUGGAAACAAGGAAGUGGUUGAUUUUACAGUGAAGGACAUAAAGACUUCUGCUGAAAUGAAAAAAAAAACAAACAGGUCAUUUAAUUCUGCUAUGACCAGCAGGGAUUUGGGGCAGCAGAACCCAGUGGGACGCUAA
This is a messenger RNA of Tauraco erythrolophus (red-crested turaco), 615 nucleotides long. NCBI's taxonomy places the organism in Eukaryota, Metazoa, Chordata, Aves, Musophagiformes, Musophagidae. The record is from RefSeq and is a predicted model, not a curated record.